Molecule: messenger RNA, 2515 nt
Organism: Oncorhynchus mykiss (rainbow trout)
Lineage: Eukaryota; Metazoa; Chordata; Actinopteri; Salmoniformes; Salmonidae
Gene: mcoln3a
Product: mucolipin TRP cation channel 3a
Cellular component (GO): plasma membrane; lysosomal membrane
Molecular function (GO): NAADP-sensitive calcium-release channel activity
Source: RefSeq, a predicted model, not a curated record
CCGUCGCCGUUCCAUUUAUGUUCCAACUUUUAGUAGGAAUAACCUAGCAAAGUGUUGAUGAUGAUGACAAAGACAGAGAUGAAGACAUUUAAAUAGUUAGAACAAAUAACGAGGUUGUAUCUUGAUUUAUAUUUGGUGAUUUGGGACAGUAAAUGUUUUGGUUUUUUGCCACUUGUGUUAGACUGUAUCAAUUGUCGUUGAACAGCAACUUUAUGUGGACCACAUGACAUUUUCCUACGUAUUACCAAUAGAAAGGUAUUUUUAAAGUUGUUUAUGUGUUUGCUCUGCUGUAGGCCUACAUCUUCAUGUUAAUGAAUAAUGGAAAAUAAGAAGUGUUCGUAGAUGUCCCAGACCAGUGUAAUUUAUCUUGUUUUUAGUGUCAUUUAUGGAGCCCAUGGGAGCAUAAAAAGUGACAGCGACAGAAGUCAUUGAAUGCAGUCCAACCUGUUUAGAUGAAGAUCAAAAUGAAAGGAAUGGCUGAACUCUCUCUCUUUCAUCACAUUAUUCUGCACUUUCAAAAACAUGUCUGUUUGACUCUGCCUGACUCUCUCUAUAUUAGUUUCAGUAGCCCAGUACUCGUUCAUAAUUCCAAGAUGGUGAAAUCCUGUGUUUGACUAAACACCAGCUGAAAUGACAAUCAGAAUGCUGAUUCAUUUUAACCACUGCCACUUCUUCCCUUGACUUUGGCUGUCAUGUCAAAUCUGUGUGUGACUAAUCGAGUGGUAUCUACAGUAUAGUCUACAGUAUAGAAGGAUCUCCUUCCCCCGAUGGAUGACGUGGAGCCCCUUGUGCCCCAGGGGCCAGCAGAGGAGAGGAGACCAAAUGGCCACUGCACCCGAUGCCCCAUCUCCAGCCAGAGCCCCGGUGAUUCCAAAGUGGUGGAAGACUUCAGGAGGAGGCUCAAGUACUUCUUUAUGAACCCCUGUGAAAAAUAUAGAGCCAGGGGCCGGAAACCAUGGAAACUAAUGUUACAGAUUCUGAAAAUUGCCAUCAUCACGUUUCAGUUGGUGUCUUUUGGAUUGAGUAACGAGAUGAUGGUGACCUUUAAAGAGGAAAACCUGAUGGUGUUUAAACACCUCUUCCUGAAAGAAUAUAAGGACCAACGUGUGGACAGAUACGCAGUGUACACCAAAACAGAUGUGUACGACCACAUCUAUUACGUCAUCGAUAGGUUUAUAAACCUGCAGAACCUGACUGUAGGGAACCAUGCGUAUGAGAAGAUAGAGGGCGAGUACACCCCUCUGACCCUUUGUCAGGAGUUCUUCAGGAAAGGCAGCAUCUCCCCUGGCAACGACACCUUUGAUAUAGACCCACAUGUAGACAAAGAAUGUAUUUCCGUAUAUCCUCUGGAGCCAUUGGAGGAUAAAACUUUGUCAAGAGACAUUAACUUUUCUCUGGAUUUUAAAAGGCUGUUGUCAGUAAACAUCUACCUCACGUUGAAAGCCAUCAACCUGCAGACAGUGCGCCACCACGAGCUCCCAGACUGUUAUGCCUUUAGUAUAAUUAUAAUGUUUGACAAUCGUGCAAACAGUGGGAGGAUAAAGAUUAACUUAGAAAAUAAUGUUGGAAUCAAUGAAUGUAAAGACUGGAAUGUUGCAAGCACUUCUGGGAAGAACAACCACCUCUUGCUGUUUGAUUCCUUCGUCAUCCUCGCCUGCUUUACCUCACUCAUCUUGUGCACACGCUCAGUCUACAAAGGAUCUCAGCUCCAGUUUCAUUACACUGCAUUCUUCCACACCUACUUUGGUAAAACUGUGUCCUGGUCUGAGCGCAUGGAGUUUGUGAACGGCUGGUAUAUUCUGAUCAUCGUCAGCGAUACACUGACCAUCGCUGGAUCCGCCCUCAAAAUAGGAAUACAGACUAAGGACCUUACAAACUAUGAUGUCUGCAGUAUUUUGCUUGGGACAUCCACAAUGCUUGUCUGGGUUGGAGUUAUCCGCUACCUGGGUUUCUUUAAGAAAUAUAACAUCCUAAUUCUGGCCCUAAGGGCAGCGUUUCCAAAUGUGAUCCGCUUCUCCUGCUGCGCUGGCUUGAUCUACCUGGGCUACUGUUUCUGUGGCUGGAUCGUUCUGGGGCCGUAUCAUGAGAAAUUCCGGACCUUGGACAAGGUGACGGAGUGCCUGUUCUCUCUGAUCAACGGUGAUGACUUGUACUCCACUUUCCAGAAGAUGAGAGAGAAGAGAUACAUGGUGUGGCUGUUCAGCAGGCUCUACCUCUACUCCUUCCUCUCUCUCUUCAUUUACAUGGUGCUCAGUCUGUUCAUUGCCCUCAUCACAGACACAUACGAGACCAUCAAGCAACACCAGAAGGACAGAGUCCUGGUGUCCCAGCUGAAGGCCUUUGUGGCUGAGUGUAGAGACCAGCCUGACUCUGGGAAGUACAAGAUAGACAAGGAACCCACCUGCUGCUGCUACUGCUUUGGAUAGACCCUAUAAAGUAGCCGUGUGUGUGUGCGUGUGUGUGCGUGUGUGCGUGUGUGUGUGUGUGUGCGUGUGUGCGUGUGUGUGCGUGUGUG